This is a messenger RNA of Fulvia fulva, 141 nucleotides long. RefSeq lists its product as uncharacterized. Lineage: Eukaryota; Fungi; Ascomycota; Dothideomycetes; Mycosphaerellales; Mycosphaerellaceae. The coding region runs from base 1 to 141 and encodes 46 amino acids. The record is from RefSeq and is a predicted model, not a curated record. The transcript has 2 exons.
AUGGGCGGUGCUACAUUCCUGUCGCUGCCACGAGACAACACUAUUGGCGUCGAUACGAGCUGGACUGAGAAACGUGGACUUCAGCCAGUAGUGGAAACAUUGCAGCUCAACGCUAUCUUCUGCUUGACUCCCAUCGUCUAG